Molecule: messenger RNA, 980 nt
Organism: Vitrella brassicaformis
Lineage: Eukaryota; Vitrellaceae
Source: the annotation of a GenBank genome assembly
CUCCCUUCUCUCCCCAACCCUUUUGACGAGACGAUGAGCCCAACGAGCUUUUGGCCCCUUUGGAUGUUCAUUCCUCUGCUCCUCUGGCAGCAAGGAGGCGAGCCCCCUGUCGUCGUUGCCAUCAUGAACGCCCCCGAGAAGACAGAAAGGCAAGGCAGUGCACUCUCGCCCCCCUUACCGUCCCCUGCCACGAGAGGCUCAGCCCCGCGACAAGGCGUGAUGACACAAAUACUCGAGAACACCACUGUGUCGUCAACAGCCGCCGCCAACGUCAGUAUGGUUGCCCAUGAGGCCAAGGGCAUGACGUCGGCCAACGCCAGCGACGACAGCAGGCCCGAAGUCACAGUGUGGAUGCAGUGGAAAACACCCAAGAGUGAGACAGACAGUGGAUGAAGCAUGGCAAUUGAUUGCACUCAUUGCAUGUGUGUGUGUUCCCGUGUGUGCAGGCCAUCGGGUGUCUUCUGCUCAUGGCGAAGGGCACAGGGCUCCUUACCACUGCAACACGACGGUGCAGGAGUGUUCGGUGGACAAAGACUGCUGUUCUCGUGUGUGUGUUGACAGCGGUGGCCCAGACAUGAGGGGCUUCUGCAACUAACUGACCAAUGCCGAGCUAUGUACAAGAGUAUCAGAUCCCUUUGCUUUGGUAGAGUCUAUCCACACUCUCUAACACGCAGCAUGCACGCGAAGCCCCCUCCCUCGGUCAGCAAGCCGUCAGCUACUGUCCGUGUCUCUCUGGUUGCCUGGCUGUGUCUCCUCUGGCCCUUCUCGCCCGUCACGCUGCUUUCUGGCGAAUUGCGAUGAGAGGAAACGCUCCAUCCAGAAGGGGGACAGGAUUGGCGACGCCCUAUCCCCCUCCUGCUGGCACGCCCAGCAGGUGACGCUGAGUAUUUCGACUACAUUGUGGUACGAUGCGAAGCCGCUCACGCACAGCAGUUGGUUUGAUGUAAUGACAAGGACCAUGGUGUUGUUGUGUCCCAACA